GGGGUUGUUCUUCCCCGAGCGGGAAUCCGGCAGGACGGGAUGCAGGAAAUGGAAGUGAUAACUCUGAGGAAAAUCAUUGUGAAGUCUAGAUUAAGGAGUUUUCAUCCAGGGAUAAAAGGCUUCCUGUCCCUCUUACCACAGUAUGCCUUGCUAGCGGACUUGGAAUCCACCACCUCCCACAUCUCCAAACGGCCUGUGUUCUUGUCCGAGGAGCCCCCCUACUCCUACCCAACUGGAAACCACACCUACCAAGAGAUUGCUGUGCCGCCCCCUGUCCCUCCACCCCCGUCCAGCGAGGCCCUCAACGGUGCAGUCCUUGACCCCUUAGAACAGUGGCAGCCCAGCGGCUCCCGAUUCAUCCACCAGCAGCCACCUUCCCCAUCACCUGUGUACGGUUCCAGUGCCAAAACUUCCGGUGCCUCCAACCCCCAGGACAGCCUUGGCUCCCCGUGCUCCCGAGCAGGUGAAGAGGAACACGUCUACAGCUUCCCCAACAAGCAGAAAUCAGCUGAGCCUUCGCCCACUGUGAUGAGCUCCUCUCUGGGCAGCAACCUUUCGGAACUUGAUCGCUUGCUGCUGGAACUGAAUGCCGUGCAGCAUAACCCUCCAGGCUUCCCUGCAGAUGAGACCAACUCCAGCCCCGCAUUGCCUGGGGCUCUGAGCUCCCACUACGGCAUUCCAGAAAAUAACAGUCCUCUGGGGGGCAAAGCUGUGCCCAUGGCGAAGGAGGAACCCAAGCGGAGCGGGGGCCGGGGCCUGGAGGACGUGCGGCCCAGCGUGGAGAGCCUCUUGGAUGAGCUGGAGAGCUCCGUGCCCAGCCCUGUCCCCGCCAUCACCGUGAGCCAGGGGGAGAUGAGCAGCCCACAGCGUGUCACGUCCAGCCAGCAGCAGACGCGCAUCUCUGCUUCCUCCGCCACCCGGGAACUGGAUGAGCUGAUGGCCUCACUGUCGGAUUUCAAGAAGGAUGGGGCAAGGACACAGCCCAGGAAGCUGGGGAGCAGCUGUCCCACCGCCGUGGACAAGGAGCAGUUGGGUAGAGAGGUACCUGAGCUGGCCCCUGCACCUGAGGCCCCAAGGGGCCCAGAAGGCACCGCUGGAGCAGCUUCGGAGGCCAGGAAGGAGCAGCCAGAGCGUCCACGCGCCAUGGUCACAGACACACCCAACGCCAUGGAGAGGAUUUCCACCUCCAGCCAGAUCCGUUCUGUGAUCAGAAGGAGCCGAGACACAGGCCAUGCACACCCCAUGUCCCGGGAGCCUUCCCCUCGCCGCCGGCUGGACCCUGCAACCCUGAGCAGGACUCCAUCUCAGGAGCGUCUCAUCGCAGAGCUGCAGGGUCGGCUGGGCAUCCAGCCGGAGGCAGAGGAGGCGGCAGGGGCAGCUGGGGCUCCCACCCAGGACUGGCUGACUGAGGGCGUCGUCAUCACUGUGCAGCCACGCGGGAGGCAGGCUGGGGGGCAGCUCGUAGAGAAGGUGGUCUUCCCUCCUGGCUCUCCCACCCCCCUGAGAAGAAUCACCUCUGCCCUGGCUCCUCCUCCUGUCCCUUUGCUCCAGCAUCAGCAGGAUGCCUCGGCCAGCAGCUCUUCUCCCCUGCCCACACCUUUCCCCGCAGGGCCUUCGUCUUGCACCCCUCCUUCUCCUGGAGUCCAGAGCGCAAGGGGAGAGCCUCGGGGUGAUGUGCAGGGCCCCCGCUCCCCUACUCCUGCCCCUGCCAGUGUGAUGUCCGUGGGCUGCCAGACUGAUGAGGACCCGCUCUUCCCCCCGAUGCAGAUCCACGGCCUGGAGCAAAGAGUGGAUGCAGAGCUGAGCUGGGCGGCCGGUUGGCCUCCACACAGCAGGCAGAGCAGUCCGGAAGGGCAAGACGAGGGAGGGUUCAUGGCCCAGGGAAAGACGGGGAGCAGCUCACCCCCUGGAGGGCCCCCAAAGCCUGGGAGCCAGCUGGACAGCAUGCUUGGGAGCCUGCAGUCCGACCUGAACAAGCUGGGUGUUGCCACAGUUGCCAAAGGGGUCUGCGGGGCCUGCAAGAAACCCAUCGCCGGGCAGGUCGUGACUGCCAUGGGGAAGACGUGGCACCCUGAGCACUUUGUGUGCACGCACUGCCAGGAGGAGAUUGGGUCCCGGAACUUCUUCGAGCGGGAUGGACAGCCUUACUGUGAAAGAGACUAUCACAACCUCUUCUCCCCACGCUGCUACUACUGCAACGGGCCUAUCCUGGAUAAAGUGGUGACGGCCCUUGACCGGACGUGGCACCCUGAGCAUUUCUUCUGUGCCCAGUGCGGAGCUUUCUUUGGUCCUGAAGGGUUCCACGAGAAGGACGGCAAGGCCUACUGCCGGAAGGAUUAUUUUGACAUGUUCGCACCCAAGUGUGGUGGCUGCGCCCGGGCCAUCCUGGAGAACUACAUCUCGGCCCUCAACACCCUGUGGCACCCCGAGUGCUUUGUGUGCCGGGAGUGCUUCACGCCGUUCGUCAAUGGCAGCUUCUUCGAGCAUGACGGGCAGCCAUACUGUGAGGUGCAUUACCACGAGCGGCGUGGUUCCCUGUGCUCCGGCUGCCAGAAGCCCAUCACGGGCCGCUGCAUCACCGCCAUGGCCAAGAAGUUCCACCCCGAGCACUUCGUCUGUGCCUUCUGCCUCAAGCAGCUCAAUAAGGGCACCUUCAAGGAGCAGAACGACAAGCCCUACUGCCAGAACUGUUUCCUUAAGCUCUUCUGCUAGGGUGCGUCUGCUGGCGUCUGCCCAGCCCAGCCUCCCCAACUACUACUGGGACCCAGAGACCUGGCCCCCGGGGGUGAAGGGACGUGUGUGUACACGGCUGAAACUGGAACACUCAUCCUCAGCCGGGGCAGGACGGGAGAGCCCCCAGGGCGCCCACCUGCUGGUUCUUGCCCCACUAGAACCUCGGCCUCCUUCCUCUUCCUGUGGAGCUCCCCACCCGUCAUCCCUUCCAGAGGGGUGGGGCUGGGGGCCCUGUCCACACCCUGCACCGUCCCCAUGGACUGGCCCAGCCAGACCAGGGCCCCACACUGGAGCCAUCUCUUACUUGUAUUUCAGCAGUGGAGGUGGGGGUCAGGCAGUGCCCUCUCUGUCCAUGUAUACCCCCACCCCCGCCUUCCAGCCUGGUGACCUUGCUGAGAGCAGUUGGGGGUUGCCAGGCUUCCCGCAGACAACGCCAGCAUCCAUCCAUCCGUCCAUCCAUCCCGGGGCUGGGGGGACGUGCCUGGGAGGCCAUGGCAGGCUCCCUGUGUUCUUGCUGCCUUGCCAGUGCCCCAGGCAGGGACGACUGCCCCCGCCUCCC
Ochotona princeps (American pika) is the source of this 3292-nucleotide messenger RNA. RefSeq names its product paxillin (gene PXN). Gene Ontology annotation, biological process: endothelial cell migration; transforming growth factor beta receptor signaling pathway; substrate adhesion-dependent cell spreading. The coding region runs from base 40 to 2712 and encodes 890 amino acids. Lineage: Eukaryota; Metazoa; Chordata; Mammalia; Lagomorpha; Ochotonidae. The record is from RefSeq and is a predicted model, not a curated record. The transcript is spliced from 16 exons.